Molecule: messenger RNA, 1347 nt
Organism: Ictalurus furcatus (blue catfish)
Lineage: Eukaryota; Metazoa; Chordata; Actinopteri; Siluriformes; Ictaluridae
Product: coiled-coil domain-containing protein 172-like
Exons: 6
Coding region: 70-873 (267 amino acids)
Cellular component (GO): cytoplasm
Source: RefSeq, a predicted model, not a curated record
GUUUAGCAGAAUGUUUGGAAGACUAAUAACAAUCAUAGUAAUCAUAAUAAUCAUAGUAAUAAUAAAAAAAUGAGUUCAGGUGUUCAUGAUAUGAGUUUGGAUUCUUUUAAUCAGCAGAUUUUGUACACUGAGCAACAGUGGUCCAAGAACUCUCGGCAGCUCCAUGAAGUAAAAUCAGCCAUCACCAAGGCAGAGGAGGAAAUCAAGUCAUUUACUGAAAAGCUGGAGCAUGCGCAUACUGAACUGGACAAGAAGGAGCGAAUGAACAGAGAGGCAGCUGAGGAGAAAGAGAAGUUCAUGACGGCGAUCAGAACCUUCAACAGCGACUUUAACCUGCUGAGAAAGAGGGACGCCGUGUUCCAGAGUCAGAGCAGAUCUGAAAUACAGAGUCUCCAGUCGGAAGCUGAGGCACUAACCAAAGAGAUGGAGAGGACGAAGCAAGAAAACUCCCAGCUGAUCUCUUUGCAAACAGAGCGGGAGUCUUUAUCAGCAGAGCUCCAGAGGCUGCACUCGCAUCUAGCAGAUUUGGAGAGGGAGCUGGAGGAGGCAGCGGCUCUCACAGACUCCCUGAAGACUGAAAGGGAAACGGCCGUUCAGAAACCUCUGACAGACAGCACCUGCCUCAGGGUCACGGGAAACCUGGAGCCUAUCCCAGGGAGCAUCGGGCACAAGGCGGGGUACACCCUGGACAGGGUGCCAGUCCAUCGCAGGGCACACUCACACACCCAUUCAUACACUACGGACACUUUAGACACGCCAAUCAGCAGGAAACCGGAGUACCCGGAGGAAACCCCUGCAGCACAGGGAGAACAUGCAAACUCUGCAUACACAGAGCCACGGGAAUCGAACCCCAACCCUGGCAGUGUGAGAUGAACGUGCUAACCACUUGCUAACCACUAAGCCACCAUGCGCCCUGUGUAUAUAUAUCAGACUGUAAUUGCAGGAUUAUCUUUAAAUUCAAGGUAUAAUCUGGCUCUGACAAACAGAGUGUGUGUGUCUGUUUGUGUGUGUGCACACUGAAGAAAGAGCUAGAGGCACAUAAGGAGCUGGAGAUGCUGCAUGAGGCGCUCAGCACGGAGAUUCAGUUCUUGCGUUCGGUAAUUGUAAUUAUAAAAGAAAUACAAUGACACACCAGUUUUGUCAUUGUAACAGUUUUUAAACACAUCAUGGCAGAUGAAAUCAUCUUUGACAUCUUGAUAUGGUUAUUUAUAUAUGAGCCAACGAGUUAAACCAGUUUUUUAAUAGGUUUGACUCAACAAUGCUGAUUGGACCCCUCUUCCUCUCCACUUCCUCAAGUAGCUCCACCAAGGUUAUCCCCCCUGCCCCCUCCCCUCCAACUCAGGCUCC